This is a messenger RNA of Linum trigynum, 492 nucleotides long. The record is from the annotation of a GenBank genome assembly. Lineage: Eukaryota; Viridiplantae; Streptophyta; Magnoliopsida; Malpighiales; Linaceae.
AUGUCACGCAGGGUUGGGCGGAGAAACGUCGGAAGGGAUUUGGGCGAUUCUGGGUCAACGAACAUCAAAAGUGAAGGUGUUGGUGCUGUCAUUUGCAAGUGCAAACUCCCUGCUUUGGUACAAACUUCUGGGACUGAGUUGAACCCAGGCAGACAGUUUUAUGGUUGCCCUAAUUGGAUGGAUCCGAAAUCUGGGUGCAAUUUUUUUCGUUGGGUGGAGUCAAGUUCUGAUAUAUCAGAGGCACGAAACAAUGAUGUUGACGGUAUGAUGAUGAAGUUGGAAGAAAGCUUAAGGCUGGCCGAAUCGAAGGCAGUGAGAAUGAAGAAGGAUAAGCUACUUCUGGAGGAGGAGUUAUGCAAUUGGGUGAAAAUUGAGAGAGAUCGAACAACUGAAUAUCAGAAUUUGUAUAAUGGAUUGCGAGUGAUUCGAUAUAUGCUUAGUUUCUUCUUGGUUCUUAAUGUCUUACUGAUUGUAUUUCUGUGGAAGCAGUAA